GCACAAGGGAACAAGUGAUGAUAAUGAAAAUUCAUCAACGAGGACAACAGAAAUGGGGGAACCUAGUAUUGCUUCGCCUAUAAAUGAAAAACCUUACACAGUGGCAAGUGGUAUUGAACAGCCCCUUGAUAAAACCACAAGCCAUGUAAACUCACGUAGUGUAGAAGAUUACACCUGCUUGCUUGAGAAGUACAAUGAACUUGAGGGUCAGAGGCAAAUGGUUUUACAGAAGCUUAACCAAUUUGGUGAUUCUAGUACCUUAAACGCUCAAGAUCAUCACACUUAUGCAGUACAGGCUCCUAACUGUAUGGUCUCCUCAUUUUACUGCCCUUAUGAAUGCCAGAGUUGGGUGCCUCCAGUCAUGGCAUCACCAUCCUGUUGCGUGGGUGGAAAUUGCACUGAUAAAAAUGCUGAUGAUACUGUAAAAAGCAAGUCUGAUCAAACCUCGUCUCUUCAACAACCUGAUAUUGUGAAAACAGCAAUGGGUUCUGCGGAGAAAGCAUUAUCUUCGUUGAGGGAAGAUUUCGGUGAUGAGCGAGCACCAAAGAAGAGUAAUGACCAUGCAGACAAUGAAUCCAAACCUGAGACCGCCCUUUCAGAGGUUUUGCAUGCAUGGUAUUCUGCUGGCUUCUACACUGGAAAGUACCUGACCGAGCAAUCACGUGUGGGGAAAAAGACAUGACUAGCCCUGGACGUGCCGUAUGACAUCAGAGUUUUGACACUAUCAUCAGCAGUGAUGCCAAAUCCAUGCUGCAAACGCUACUGCUCAUAGGUCCCUUGGGCGUGAAUAAUUACCUGCUGCCUAU
Molecule: messenger RNA, 806 nt
Organism: Cuscuta campestris
Lineage: Eukaryota; Viridiplantae; Streptophyta; Magnoliopsida; Solanales; Convolvulaceae
Source: the annotation of a GenBank genome assembly